CCAAUCCGGAACCGCAGUUUCUCUCUCUCGCUCUCUCUCUCCAAAACCGGAUCCGCGUUUCGUUUCGUGAGGGAGGGAGAUGGCCGGCGGCGGCGUGGAGGACGCGUACGGCGAGGACAGGGCCACCGAGGAGCAGCUCGUCACCCCCUGGUCCUUCUCCGUCGCCAGUGGGUACACGCUGCUGAGGGACCCGCGGCACAACAAGGGGCUGGCCUUCUCGGAGGCGGAGCGCGACGCGCACUACCUCCGCGGCCUCCUCCCCCCCUCCAUCGUCUCCCAGGAGCUCCAGGAGAAGAAGCUCAUGCACAACCUCCGCAACUACACCGUCCCGCUGCAGCGCUACAUCGCCAUGAUGGACCUCCAGGAGCGCAACGAGCGGCUCUUCUACAAGCUCCUCAUCGACAACGUCGAGGAGCUGCUGCCGGUCGUGUACACGCCCACCGUCGGCGAGGCCUGCCAGAAGUACGGCAGCAUCUACCGCCGGCCCCAGGGCCUGUACAUCAGCCUCAGGGACAAGGGUAAGAUCCUUGAGGUGCUCAAGAACUGGCCGGAGAGGAGCAUCCAGGUGAUCGUCGUCACCGACGGCGAGCGCAUUCUUGGCCUUGGUGAUCUUGGCUGUCAGGGGAUGGGUAUUCCUGUCGGCAAACUGUCCCUCUACACUGCCCUCGGAGGAGUUCGUCCGUCAGCUUGCCUGCCAAUUACGAUUGACGUCGGUACGAACAACGAGACGCUGCUCAACGACGAGUUCUACAUUGGGCUCAAGCAACGCCGGGCUACUGGCGAGGAAUACCACGAGCUUCUUGAGGAGUUUAUGACCGCAGUCAAGCAAAACUACGGCGAGAAAGUGCUCAUUCAGUUCGAAGACUUUGCCAACCACAAUGCUUUUGACUUGCUUGCAAAGUACAGCAAGAGCCACCUGGUCUUCAACGACGAUAUUCAGGGAACAGCAUCUGUGGUCCUCGCAGGUCUGAUUGCUGCGCUGAAGGUGGUCGGUGGAACACUUGCAGAUCACACCUACCUGUUCCUGGGUGCCGGUGAGGCUGGAACUGGCAUCGCAGAGCUCAUCGCCCUCGAGAUGUCUAAGCAGACUGAGAUUCCGAUCGAGGAGUGCCGCAAGAAGGUGUGGCUGGUGGACUCGAGGGGACUGAUCGUGGAGUCGAGGAAGGAGUCGCUGCAGCACUUCAAGCAGCCAUGGGCGCACGAGCAUGAACCCGUGAAGACGCUGCUGGAGGCCGUGCAGGACCUCAAGCCGACCGUGCUCAUCGGCACCUCCGGCGUCGGCAAGACCUUCACCAAGGAGGUGGUCGAGGCCAUGGCCACCUUCAACGAGAGACCCGUCAUCUUCGCCCUGUCCAACCCGACGUCGCACUCGGAGUGCACCGCAGAGGAGGCGUACACCUGGACCCAGGGGCGCGCGGUGUUCGCGAGCGGGAGCCCGUUCGACGCGGUGGAGUACGAGGGGAAGACGCACGUGCCGGGGCAGUCGAACAACGCCUACAUCUUCCCGGGGUUCGGGCUGGGCGUGGUGAUCUCCGGCGCCAUCCGCGUCCACGACGACAUGCUGCUGGCGGCGUCGAGGGCGCUGGCGGAGCAGGUGAGCGAGGACAACUUCGCGCGGGGGCUCAUCUUCCCGCCCUUCACCAACAUCCGCAAGAUCUCCGCGCACAUCGCCGCCAAGGUGGCCGCCAAGGCCUACGACCUCGGCCUCGCCAGCCGCCUCCCGCGCCCCGACGACCUCGUCAAGUACGCCGAGAGCUGCAUGUACACCCCGGCCUACCGCAGCUACCGCUGAUGACGAUGACCAAGACGAAGACGAAGCAAUAAACGUUAUCCGAAUUAUUCUUGGCGCCAACACAUCUUCCCGCCAUUAGACGAGUUUUGAUUUCGUGUACCCAUACACACAUACAUACGUACGUUAUCACGUAUACUGCAUACAUGCAUACAUCGAUUCUUUCUUUUCUUUCUUUUUUUUGACAGCUUGAGUUAUACUUGGUAGAGUGUAAUAGCAAUUACAUGAUUUACAUUUGAGUUAAUUCAUAUUCAGUUUAUACAUACAGUGUAAUGGUAGCAGUCAUCAGUCAUCACAUUUUUGGGUUUCUUACCCAGGUUCAGUUCUUAUAUAUAUGUGUCGGUAUCAUUUUGUUCAAAAACAAUAAACAGAGUGAAAGCAGAGAUGUUGCACAGCUA
Molecule: messenger RNA, 2187 nt
Organism: Oryza brachyantha (malo sina)
Lineage: Eukaryota; Viridiplantae; Streptophyta; Magnoliopsida; Poales; Poaceae
Product: NADP-dependent malic enzyme, chloroplastic-like
Exons: 11
Coding region: 80-1792 (570 amino acids)
Biological process (GO): malate metabolic process; pyruvate metabolic process
Cellular component (GO): chloroplast
Molecular function (GO): malate dehydrogenase (decarboxylating) (NAD+) activity; NAD binding; malate dehydrogenase (decarboxylating) (NADP+) activity
Source: RefSeq, a predicted model, not a curated record